Molecule: messenger RNA, 516 nt
Organism: Tricharina praecox
Lineage: Eukaryota; Fungi; Ascomycota; Pezizomycetes; Pezizales; Pyronemataceae
Exons: 3
Molecular function (GO): RNA binding
Source: RefSeq, a predicted model, not a curated record
GAGGAAAUCUCGGCCAUGAAAAGAAGAGUCGCGGAGAUGGAAGCCGAGGCGCAGAAGCUGAGGGAGAUGCAAGCCAAUCUCGACAAGGAACAGAACGACCUGCGUGAAGACAAGGAGGACAUCGACGGUCGGAGUAUCUUUGUCGGCAACGUUGACUACGACGCAAGCCCCGAGGAGAUCCAGGCUCACUUUCAGAGCUGCGGAUCCAUCAACCGCGUUACCAUCCUGCUUGAUAAGCACACAGGACAUCCUAAGGGGUACGCUUACGUCGAGUUCUCAGAGCCAAACCUAGUCGCUCAAGCACUCGUUCUGAACGAGAGUAUUUUCCGCGGCCGCUCGCUGAAGGUCGUCCCGAAGCGUACGAACGUUCCAGGCAUGUCCCGUGGUCGAGGCCGCGGUGGCCCUCCUAGGGGUCGGGGCGGCUACCCUCCUCCAUACCGUGGCGGCUACGCUCCCCGCGGCGGCGCGUACCGGGGCGGAUACAGAGGACGUGGAAGAGGUUACGCGCCAUACUGA